This is a messenger RNA of Gambusia affinis (western mosquitofish), 7207 nucleotides long. It is a transcript of the gene prrt1, whose product is annotated as proline-rich transmembrane protein 1. The record is from RefSeq and is a predicted model, not a curated record. Gene Ontology annotation, cellular component: membrane. NCBI's taxonomy places the organism in Eukaryota, Metazoa, Chordata, Actinopteri, Cyprinodontiformes, Poeciliidae. Bases 287 to 985 code for a protein of 232 amino acids. The transcript is spliced from 4 exons.
AAUAUACAGCUACGUGUUGGUGAAGAAACCUUAUCAGAGCAGCAGCCACACGCAGCGGAGCAGCGGAGCGACACCGAGGAUUCAAACGCCGUUAAAAAUAAAAACUCCUCGAGUUUAUUUCAAACCGAGCUCGUUUUUAAGAUGAAGACAUCCUGAAGAUGGGUUUAACGCGUUUGGAGAAUUAAUAUCUUCGAAAGGAGGAGGGGAUUUUUUUAUUUUUAUUUUUAAUUACCAGCAGCUGGAGUGAAACAUCCGACUAAAGGGGACGCGCAGAAAACCGGGAGGAAUGUCGUCUGAAAAACACGGACUCGACGACUCCGGCCGCCAGACCAUGCAGCCGCCCCCGUACCUCCCUGGACCCCCGGAUCCCAACAUGACCGCCGUGCCGGGCGCCCAGCCCGGUUAUCCCGCUCCGCCGCCGCCUUCGGGGUCCGAGGGAUACCUCCAAGAAACGACGUUUCACUACGGGGCUCCGAGCGCCGCGCAGGGCUACACGGUGCAGACCCAGGGUCCCGGAGGCGCCAUGCAGCACCCGCAUGUGGGGUACAUCCACCCGGGCUACCCGCUGCAGCUGCAGCCAUGCACCGCUUACGUUCCCGUCUAUCCCAUGGCGUCGGGUCAGCCCUACAUGCCAGCAGCAGGAAGCCACCCGGGGAUCCCCCCAGGCCAGAUCCACCCCAUGCAGAUGCCCCCCAGCAUCACCCUGAUGGACCGCCGGCCGCCCCACGACUACCUGCCCAUUGCCGUGCUAACCACCGUGUGCUGCUUCUGGCCUACAGGCAUCAUCGCCAUCAUCAAGGCAGUGAAGGUGCGCAUGGCGAUAGCCCGAGGGGACAUGGUGACUGCGGAAAUAGCGUCCCGUGAGGCCCGCAACUUCUCCUUCAUCAGCCUGGCCGUGGGCAUUGCCUCGCUGGUGCUCUGCACCAUCCUCACCGUGGUAGUCAUCAUAGCCUCGCAGCAUCACGACGACGACUGGGACCCCUAACCGGUCCCGCUUUCCCAACUAGAGCGUCUAAAUAUUAUCUAUCUAACUACUGUCAAUCGCUUGGUUAGGAGGGGGAGAAGGAAAAUGCACUGCUUCUGCUUGUCGGCCCUUUCUGUACAGCUACCCACAGAGUUUAAAGACCUAACCUGCUUCUAUCAAACACCCACCAAUGACCAAAAAUAGCAAGUGGUUGUUAAAUAGGUCCAGAAUGACCACUUAAUAUUUGCUUUCGUAUUAAAAGUAUGAGCUGGAGGAUGGAGACAAACCUUGUGUUCGCGAUCCAUUUGUGUGCUGCUAAUUGAUGCAGUUAGGUAACAAACUGUAAGUCACUGUGUGUUUAAUAUUUCACCAACCGACUCACAACGUUCAUUUAUUACACUGCAAAACACUAAAUCCAAGUAUGUUUGGUCUAGUUUCUACUGUAAAUAUCUUAGUACACUGGAAAUAAGAGAAAACUACCUUACAAGUCACUUUUUGUCAGGUUCAAACCCUAUAACACUUUGACACAAAGACACAAAGAAGAGUGACAACUGAUUAAAUCUCAAUCAAUGAGAAAGCAAGGAGAGAAAAUAAGAAGAGGGUUUGCUUCAGUCUCCAAACUCGCUCUGAGAAUCCUCUCUUUCUUCUCCUUUAUUUUGCAAUCACGACACCCUGAUUUACAUUUAGCUAGUUUGGUUGUAAAAGGGACGGGGAAGACAAAACACGGCUGCUAACACACAAUCAUGAAUCUUUCUAUACAAUGAAUCUGCUGUCUUUCUGCAUGUGAGGUCUCAAGCGCAGUUCCCAUGUUCCUGGGUCAUAACCUUUGUCCUUUAGCCUUUUGGUGUUUUACUAAGAGCAUCUCUUAGUUUUGGCUCCAGAGUGGCUGGUACCUGCUUCCAGUCUGGCACGCCUAUCAGUUUCCUGCAGACAUCUUUCACAAGGUAGAGAUUCCAGAAACAGAAUCUAACAGUCCUUAAAUAUAAUGAUUAGUAUUCAUAUAGGUUAUUAUUUUAAUUCUAUCACUUUUCAAUAAGAUGUAUUGGCUUGUUUUAAUCAAUCAAGUUUAUUUAUAUAGCACAUUUCAGCAACAAGGCAGCUCAAAGUGCUUUACAUCAUAAAGCACUUUGUGAUAUGAAGUCAUAGAGCAACAAUUUCAACAUUACGUUUUGCCAAGUCUUUACAAAUCAGAAUGCUGGUUAGCAUUUUUUAAAUUUUGGUUAAAAAGCAUCUCCAAACAGGUGAGUUUUUAGUAUAUAAAAUUCUAAAGAAUUCCUUAAUUUUGAUAAAGAAUUACUAGUUCCAUUAGCAGAUUAUUACACUUUUAGGAAGACAUUUUUGUCACAACCUGCCAAUGAAACUACCACAUUUUCAUCAAUACUAAGAAAUUAUUGACUUAAAACAAACUCUUAUAUCUUGCUAAAAAGUUACCUGUAAUUUGCAGAAGAAAUCUCACCAAAAAUACUUGGUAGGAUUUUGUGUUUUUGCAGUGUAAGUUAGACAAAUGCCCUUUUAGUCCUUCCCAGUGCAUAAUGCAUCAUUUUUGGAGCAUGAAAUAGUUUUUAUUUGUUUUUAUAAAGGUUUUCUGCUUCACAAGGCACUAAUUUGUAAAGAUGGAUUGGCCACUAUGCAUUUAUACGACUAUCGUUGUGCAUGGGACCCAUUCUAGUAAUUAAAUAAUGGAUCUCAGAUGCAGUGUCCUUUGGUUACGUAAUGUUUCCUUCAAAUGAGUUAGAGGCAGUUCAACUCUGGGUAAUAAUCGGGACCCAUACGGGUCUCAGAUGAGCUGGAUAAUUUAAAAUGAUACUCAUUUGUGUUCCAACUAAGACUUAUAACUGGUUUUACCGACACUGGUUGCAUUGGCCCAUUGUGAGUCCCAGGCCGGUUAAAAAUACAGAUGAGGCCCAACAUGCAGUAUCACCAGAAAGUAUUCACACCACAUCACUUUUUCUAUUUUUUAUUUAUGGAUUUUGGUGUAAUUUGUUUUCUUUCUUUUUAUAGCACAUUUCAGCAACAAAGCAGUGCUUUACAUCAUACAAACACAAAAAUAUGAAGUCAUAGAGCAACACCAGAUACCCUACAUGAUGUACUCAUGACAAGAUGAAUACAAGUUUUCAGUCAUUUUUGUAAGUUUAAACAAUAAAUGUUAAAAAAUUAAAGGUAGUAAGUCAAUAUAUAUUCAGAUCUGUAGCUUAAUUUUUGGUUUAAUCACCUUUGGCAGUUAACACACCUUCACGCCCUCUUGACUUGAGUCCUAUUGACUCCUCCACAAGCUUGGCUUGUUGUGUAUUUUCUACUAUUCUUCUCUGCAGAUCCUCUUUAGGUAAGUACAGGUGGACAGGCAUGUUGAAUUGACAUCCUGGAUUUAAAUCUGGUUGGACAUUUUAGCAGUGUAAGAACCAUUGGUGGACACACUUCUGCUAACACACUAAUAGCAUAGAUAAUUUUUUUCAUUUAUACUUCGGGAUAAAUUUUAAAUCACAUAGUGCUUGUCUAUUUUGUAAGGGUUCAGUUGGAUAAAAUUCAACAUCAGUGUUGGGGUUUUGGUUACCAACUGUUAGUAAUUGUUCAAAUAUUGGUAUUCAUGCUCUUAUUUUGAAGUGAGUGAAGACCAUGUAUUACUUUGUUAAAUAUUCUCAAAGUGACUCGUUUCUGUGAAAGAAUACAAGAUUUUUGUAGUUGUAAUUAUUUAUUGAUACCAGUAGGUGACGAUAGUGGGCACUUUAACUUUUUAUUUUUUGCCGACCGAGUGGAAGAAAACUGUUUAGACAGAAGUUCCGUUGUUCUGUGAGAUCGACGGAACAGCGCUGUUAUUAUUACCAUAUGCUUUUAUUUAAUCAGCAGGAUAACACCAUGACGUUGAAGUUAGAUCGUCGUAUACUUUGUUAUUAACAGCUGUAUGACAUCCUGACUUAGCGGCUAACCACUCAGAUCAUCAUCAACGAACAGGGAGGCGAGUUUUAUACGGGCCGUCUUUUGUAGUUGGCUGUAGCUGCGGCUAGAAAAUACAAUUAGAAACCUCAACAAUGCAUAUAUAUCCAUCUAAUUAUUAAAAACUUGAAAUAUUUUUUGUUGUAUCUUGUGUAUAAACUGAACUGACAGCUACUGUAAAUGUCGCGGGCCUCUUAAUGCGCAUGUGCACGCAUGCGUACUCACUGCGUGUAUGCUACUCUGACAGAACACCGUUUCCUCUCCUGACUGUCCCCCCACCCCGAUUUAUUUAUUUAAAACAAGAAGUUUACAUAAACAAAAACGGACAGAGGAGAACAAGAUAUCAACACAAAGGUAUUGUAGAAUAUGUAAAUUACAGUAUUAAUAUUAAAUUGGUGCUAAAGGGUUGUAAUGACCGAUAUAAUUUGAAUAGAAGUUAGCAAUUUAGCAUUAGCUUCAACUAAAAACGUGUUGGUAGGAUGGUGUGAUUAUCAGUUGCUGUUUUUGUCCACACAUGAUUCUAAAAAGUUUAAUUUCAGUGUCAUCAGACCAGAGAAUUUAGUUUCAAAUAACAAAAUGCACAUUUUAUAAACUAUCAAAAAUGUCUAAACUCACGUUUCCCCCUUAUUUUGUUUUUUGUUAUUAGUUUUUUAUAAAGUAAACUAUAUUUAGUUUGGUUUUUGGCUAAAUCUGUGACAAAAUGUGGAGAAAAAGAGAAGUUGUGAAUACUUUCUGAUGUUAGCUGUCAGCAAACUUAGCUUUAAUUUCCAUAUUAAAUGCCAGAUGAGAUAGCACUAUUAUAAAUUAUAUGUUUUAAAAUUUAUUUAUAUGUUAUUUAUUUUCUCAUUUAUUUAAUCCUGACCAUUGCAUCAACCUUGUCUGCUGUAAUCUGUAGUGAGUCGUUGCAACUACUUGAUACUCUGAAUUGGCAUACCGUUAGUACCUGGUGAUGGUAAUGAUGAUGAUAUUGCACUUUGUAGUAACCAGAUAAAAUGACACAUCUGUUUACAUUUAUAGAUCUUAUAGUGCAUGAUGAAUAUAAAUCUAGGCUAAUGGGCUUUUAGUGCAAAAGUAGCUGUGCUCCCAGCUGCUGAGGGGAACAUUUCCUAAAAUAUUCAAUGGGUUUGUGAUGCAGUAUUUUCCAAAGUGGUAAACAAGCUACUCCAACAAAAAACCCCAUAAAAAACAAAACAAGAAAUGGAGACAGAUAGGAAGAAUAUACAGAUUAGAUCUGCAGAUAUUCUUUUUGCAAGUAAUUUAGACGAGUUUUAGCUUUUUUUUCUGUGGCAAUCUAAUAUUUACUCUCUAAGACUCUGUUCUUAGUACAGCAGUAGACAUAUGAGGUAACAUAACCCUGCAUGUCAUCCUCAGUUUGUUUCCAUUUGUCCUAAGUAUUAAGGAUAGAUGUGUGCGUUUCUACAAUGUAGCUCCGAACAGCAGCUGGGCUGUUGUCUCUGAAAGGUAUCGUGGCUGUGAAGUCGCUCUAUAAACUUUUAUCUUAGGGUUAUGAAAUGAAUGUUUCAAGUAAAAGAGAGGACAUAUUAAUGCCUACAUUGUGUUGUAGCACUUUCUGCUCUAUGAAAACUUUAUUCCUCCCUGUGAGUCCCUAUUUAAUGAUAAAUGGACCUAUUACAUAUCUCUUCUGCUCCUCAUGGUUUCUCUGCUUCUCCCUUUGAUGAUGAUACUUUAAAAAAUAUUAUAGUUAUUUAAAUUUACAGACAGUAUUUAAAAAAAAGGUAUAUGCUGUAGUUUGUAAUAAGAGUAUUAUUAAUAGCGAUGUGUUAUUUUCUGUAUAUCUGGGAACAUCUGGGCCUUCAUUUAUUAAUCAGAAACAAGGAUUUACCCUGCAGCUGUACUGUAAUUCUUAAAAAGAAAUGUUAUUCUUUUGUAAAAUCAGUUGUGGGUUUAUGUUUAAAUUAUCUUUUUUACGAGUGUCAUGAAUUGUUUUUGCUAACUAUUUAUUUGGAUAUUUUUAGUCAUUUCUAGUCAUAAAUAAAAUUAUUAGGUUUAGGAGACAAUUACUUUUUCAUAUUAGUUUGAAAAUCUUUUUUCCCUUCUAAAUUAAAUCAUAAUUUGAAAAAUUUUCUUUUCAUUAUGACUAUUCACUCUGAUUAUACUUGAUGUUAGAAUUUAUUUCAUUAUCUGAAUUAUUUCAAUGUAAUUAAAGACUAAAGUAAAAUGGGAAAAUACUUUUUAAAGCACUGUACAUCAGUAUAUUAACCCUAUGGGUAGGACAGUAGGUGUUUGGAUUAACUUACUCUAUAUUGUUAGCAUGACAGACUGUUCUACAGAGAAUGCUAAUGGUUUUAGCAUGCUAGGAAAUGUAGAAAUAAACAGAAAGUUACCAUCUACUUUUUUUCUCUAUUUAUUUACUUAAAAUAAAAAUAUUUUACAGUGACAAAUUUCUACAGGUUUGUGAUUAUAUUAAAUUAGACAACAUCUAAAUUGUCCUUCACUUUUCUUAGACAUUACUCUGACUGAAUGGGACAUUUGGGUGAAUGUUCACUUUGUAAAUUAUGUUUUGUUGCACAAAAAACCCCAUAAGGUUGCUGUUAAAUUGAGCCUGUACAUGUUAGCCUAGCUAAGGUUAGCUCAGGCUAGCCUUACUGUCUCAAACGGUUUUUAACUUGCCUUCUCUCACCCCUUUGUUUUGUUUUAAUCUUUGUACUUAUUUAAAAUAUGUUAUAUGAUGUCUUGGUCAGCAUAUUAGAGCUAGCAGUUGUAUUUUAUCCAUUUUUGAUAGACGACUAGCUGGUGCUAAAGCUAACAGCUGAAGCUACAUUAGCUUAGCAACGCAUCGCUGCAAGAAAGCCAAAUAAAAUAUACCUCUGAAAGUCUCAGAUUUAUAUUGUAUUUAUUAAAGUUAUAGUGAACAGGUGUACAUUUUUAUCUUUAUGCAUUUUACCUAUUUUCCAUGUUUUCCUGUUUGAUAAAUUCAGGCCCUGCUAUUAUAUACAGACAAUGAUAUUCAGUGUUCCAGCGUAAUUGAGGCACAGUGCUGUUUAGUAUUAUUAUUGUAAAGAAGGCUUUGGCGGUGAGUGUGUGUCUGCUGAAUAUAGAGACUUCUGUUAUGUGGCAUUAGGCUGCAUCUCCCUUUGUGCUUUACAGUAACUGCAGCUCAGAAAUGACUCCCUGUUUAUUUCAUUAUCUUGAGUUUUUAAGGGGUUGCUUGUUCAAGAAGCCAAAAACUACCUGUGUAAACGUGGGGGUUUAUUAUUCUCAUGUUUUGGGCUGUGUUGCACAUGCAUUGGUUGUUUCUGAGUUCAGUUGUUUGAGUAAUGAAUAAAAGAAUAAUUCUGGUUUGUGAACAAA